Drosophila elegans is the source of this 1348-nucleotide messenger RNA. RefSeq lists its product as uncharacterized. The record is from RefSeq and is a predicted model, not a curated record. The coding region runs from base 231 to 980 and encodes 249 amino acids. Lineage: Eukaryota; Metazoa; Arthropoda; Insecta; Diptera; Drosophilidae. The transcript is spliced from 3 exons.
AACGUGAACUUUUAGUCAGUUGAAAUAAUGGACCCAAUUCUGAUCGUGACUAAAUUGUGCCAUAUUACCUGCAGCUAAUGGCACUUUCGGUUUCCUAAUCGAAGAAAGUAAGAAGUUCGAUUCCGUACGUUACUAAAGUGAAAUCAUUUGGCCGUUUGCUAAUUUAGUCAUCAGUCUUCUUUUGAGCCGCGAGGUUAUUGUGUACUAAAUAGAUUUUUAAGGACUUUAUCAUGAACGUUCUCUCAUCAGCAGUUUUAGUUAUUAGUGUUCUUUAUGUUUUUGGAAUUUUCCCCUCUAAUUCAACACAGUAUAAUCAAAGUGAGAGUGAUAUUUUAGUGCGAAAAGCUAGAUGGCUGCCCUUGAUUUAUCCUAGAGCCAAUCCUACUCGAAUACAGAUGAUCGUAGGCUUCGGUAUACCAGUGGAAGACCUAAAAGUAGAGUCUGUGGUAACAGGUUAUGUCUUAAAGGCUCACUAUUACUUGCCAUACUCCGCCAAGCAGUUAAGGACCAAGGAUGUGCAUGGAAUCUCAGCUCGAAGGUUGCCGCAGAAUGCCACAAUCUUCGAUAAGGUGAUGCAGAUGUCUGAACAAAAACUGGGCUUGGAUCCAAAUAUCCUGGAGGAGGAUCUCCAGGCUUGGGGCUGUUAUCGCUGGUCAGUCUACGAUGCUUUUACGGCAUUGGCCAUUCGCAUGAAGCUGAAUGGAAGGGUUUGCGUCCUGAAGAGCAUCUGCGAAAGUGCGAAGGCUCCCUUCGACGAUCGAAAUGGUUUGCUGGGCGAAGUGCUUCACAUCCUGCUCACACCUUCUAGUUCGGUGGAUCCUCUGUCGGAGCACUCGGACAACGAUUACCUGCAGGCCGAGCGAUUGGGAGCAGCUGGUAGCGAUUGCGAUCAGGUGUAUCCGAGGUGUCCCACGUCCCUGCUGGAGCACUUCAGUGAUGUGCAUCAUCUGGGCAGCGAGUUCCUUAGCAUGUUGGGCUGAAGCAGCAGCUUGGUAAAGCCUUUAAAUUGUGAUAUUGAUAUAUAUAAGGGGUUUUGGUACUGGAAUGCAUACAUUUGCUUGAAAAACAUUAAAGUAAUAAAAUUAAACAUACACUCCUUGAUUUCAGGAAAAUUGACUUAAUCUUAGCAACAAUUUCCUUAAAUGUUGUAUGGAAGGCUCAAAUUUAAGGCAAUUAUUCCUAAAACUUAGGCAAUUUUUCCCAAAAUCAAGGAAUUUAGUUUUCUGAGUGUAGGUAAAAUAUAUUAUCUGAUAAACAAAUUUCAAAUUAAAAUUAUUCUUGGUAAUCUUUGUUCAAAUAGUAGGUAUUUAAAUUUCAUUAAAUACAAUAUUUACAGUUUGUGUCAUUA